This is a messenger RNA of Vitis riparia (riverbank grape), 3883 nucleotides long. Its product is annotated as probable WRKY transcription factor 32. Bases 1580 to 3085 code for a protein of 501 amino acids. Lineage: Eukaryota; Viridiplantae; Streptophyta; Magnoliopsida; Vitales; Vitaceae. The transcript has 6 exons. Gene Ontology annotation, molecular function: DNA-binding transcription factor activity; sequence-specific DNA binding. The record is from RefSeq and is a predicted model, not a curated record. Gene Ontology annotation, biological process: regulation of DNA-templated transcription.
AACAUAGCAUCAAGGAAGAAUGCAGCUCGCGACCUGAGUCUCCGCUACGCCAAUUCUCCAUUUUCGCCGGAACCUGCCGGAACCUCCAACCCACAUGGAAUUUGCUGGUGGUGAUUCCUACUUGAUCCUGCAGAUUGUUCAUCGAUUGGGAUGGAUUUGGUUGUUCAGAACUAUAGUGUGAUGCCCAGAUUCUAAACAAUUAAAAACUCCUUUAUAAAAAACCUCAAACUCUAACCAUAAUUUUGUACUCCCAAAACCCUGAUGUCUCUCCCAAAACCCCCACUUCCUAGGAUUGACGUUGGUCUGCCUUUAGCCUAGAUUAACUUCAAGUUAAAUGGAGUCUGUAUCGUUCUGAUUAAAGAAUCAAAAUCAGGGGUUUUCAUCAGUACAAGCUUCAGCUCAACUGGCUUUCCCUCAAUGAAGCGAUGAAGGAGAAACUCAGUCUUUGAGAAUGUGGUGUGGUUUUAACAACUAGAAGGAAAAGAAGGAAAGCCUGCCUGCAGUGGAGCUAAUUGGGCUGGGACGAUUGGCGAAAGAGAAGGCACGAAGGCUGUCAAUGGGUCAGCGAAAAAGGGUUCGGCUUGCUAGGUUGCUGGCACUGAAUAGGCCAAUUUGGUUGCUGGAUGAGCCAUCAGUAGCAUUGGAUGAUGAAGGGGUGAAGAGUUGCGGGAGUAUAAUUGCAGAGCAUAGAAAGAAAGUGGGGGUUGUGAUCGUGGCAACUCAUUUGCCAAUCUAGAUUGAGGAUGCCAUGCAAUUGAGGCUGCCACCAAGGUUCCCAAGAAGGAUGACUCAUGUUGAUAUGCUAGAUCGAUCUGAUUGGAUUGCUCAAGACAUAAUCGGACCGGCUAGUUCUUGCAAAUUUUGCAAUGUGCCUACAUAUUUUUAAAAAAACUGUUCUUCAGAAUUAUUUUAAAAAAUACUUCCUCUCCUCUGUCUACCUGAUUGGAAACCCAUUCAUCGGAGAAUCCUCAAAUGGUCACAAAAUUCUGACGAAAAUUUACACUCGACCCAAAUUAAUAUUAUGCCCAGCCAAACUCAGCUAAUAGAUUGGGCUUAGACCUGAGACCAGCUAAGCUGUAGCCCAUGAGUUGUGAAGAAGGAUUGCAAGGGAGGCGCGUGCCAUUAAAAUUAGACCAAAGCCAAUGAAUGGCAUUCUUACCAACCUAACACACAGCGUUCACAUAAAUCUCCCUUUUUCUUAAAAAAAAAUUAAACUAGUAAAUAAAAGUAAUCAACAAAGCCGCUACGUCAACUCGCACUCAAAGAUGCCCUUCCAAACAAACGGCCACCUGCGCCGUUAAAGAACACCUCAACACUUUCAGCGGUCAGGUGAUUGCCUUCGUAACGGAGCUUUUAACGGUUUCCGUUGCCUACCCCCCACAAAAAAACCACCUGAGUCAAUUCGAGUCAAAGCAACCGCACCACUGCUCUCUCUCUAAUCUAUUCCGAAACACACAAAAUCCGAAACCCAUGUCCCAACCGCGUUUCGGAUUCGGACACUAAAUAAAAUUAAAAUUAAAUUGGAGUAACAAAACCGGACCUAGCCGCUCGAAGCCUUUACCUUCUCUCCGAAUCGGCCAUGGCUGCGAACCAGAGCUUUGAAGCUCCCGAAGCAGAGAAGGCUGAACCGAACCCCGAGUCUGAUUCGGGGUCGGAUUCCGACUCGUCCGAAUCGGGCUCUGAGGACGGAGAGGGACUCAGUGACUCGGAGGGAGUUGGAGCUGCUGAGUUGGGAGAGCCUCGUGAAUCGGAAACCCUAGCUGUGGCUUCGUCGAUUACGGAGAGUGGUUCGCAGUUACUCUCAGGUUCGGCGCUCAAUUCCACUUCGCAGUCGCUUGCCUCGGUUGAAUUCAAGGAGCAAGCUGGGGUGUGUCAUCAAGAAGUUCAGACUACUGUAACAGCCCAGACCACUCAUGUCCAAACAAAGAAGCAGCUUCAGUCAUCUGGUUGUCCAACUUCGUCAGUGGAAUUAUCACCAACUUCUGUUACCCAGUCUAUUCAAUCGGCUCCAAGUCCAACAAUACUAGAACAAAGGCCAUCACCAUUUCCAAAGGUUAACAGUGAAUGUAUGCCAGAAGGGAACCAGAAAAAUUCUUCUGACCUGAAAACUAUAUCCACUGUUCCUUCUGUGAAGACACCUUCCGCAGAUGGCUACAAUUGGCGGAAAUAUGGUCAGAAGCAGGUAAAGAGUCCUAAAGGUUCUCGAAGCUAUUACAAAUGCACAUAUUCUGACUGUUAUGCUAAAAAGAUUGAAUGUUGUGAUGACUCGGGCCAAGUGAUAGAAAUUAUUUAUAAAAGUCGGCACAAUCAUGAUCCGCCUCGGAAGAUUAACUGCAUGAAAGAGGGCAAGCUUUCACCAGUUGGGUCUGUUACAGGGAAUAGUACUACAGCUGACCCAGUAAGAAUGCUUAAUGAUUCAGAUCCAUCUACAUCUUCAAAAGAACCUGUACAAGAAACACCACUGAUACCUGAAAGAAAAAGGCCAAAUUCAGAUGCUUCUGAUGAGAAUGCUGAAAUUAAGGUUAAGGAGGAGCAUACUGAUGAGCCAGAGCCUAAACGGAGAAGCAGAUCGAAGAAAAGCAGCUUAGGGAAUUCAGGUUCUCACUUUAAACCUGGAAAAAAACCUAAAUUUGUUGUGCAUGCGGCGGGUGAUGUGGGGAUCUCAGGUGAUGGCUACAGAUGGCGCAAAUAUGGACAAAAGAUGGUGAAGGGAAACCCUCACCCCAGGAACUAUUACAGAUGCACUUCUGCUGGAUGUCCUGUUCGUAAGCAUAUUGAGACAGCCAUAGAUAACACCAGUGCUGUCAUAAUAACAUACAAGGGGAUACACGACCAUGACAUGCCUGUACCCAAAAAGCGACAUGGCCCACCAAGUGCUCCUCUUGUUGCGGCUGCUGCUCCUGCUUCCAUGAACAGCUUGCAGUUUAAGAAAACUGAAGCUUUCCAAAAUCAAAUAUCUUCAACUCAAUGGUCAGUGGACAUGGAAGGUGAAUUGGCAGCUGAGGAAUUGGAUCCAGGAGGGGAGAAAGCCAUGGAAUCUGCUCGAACUCUCCUGAGCAUUGGAUUUGAAAUCAAGCCGUGCUGAAAACUUAAUAUCUGGCCUAAGAACAAAAAUUAAAAAAAAAAAAAAAAGAAAAAAAAAAAGAGAGGAAAGAACGAAAAGAUUAGAUCACCAAUGGGCCUUUCUGUGAAAAUCAUCCAGCUGUUUCAUAUAUAUUAUUGAGUCUACAGGUUUGGUGAUUUCUUUUUUCUGUUUGUUUUUUCAUUUAUUUUCCUUCUUUCCACUUUAGUCUUUCAGUGAACACUUGUAUAUAGUUUGUAUGAUACUUGUUUCGAGCAGGAUACUAGUUGCAACUUGCGGGACAUUAUAUAGAAUUGGCUGGCACCCAUUUCAGUAUCUUCGUUUUAAGGUGAAACAGACCCAAACAAAAGAGACACAGCUACUCAAGAUUCUUACUUGAGUUAUUGUAAGAUGACUUCAAUGGGAACGUUUUAAGACAGUAGCAGCAUCCAUGGUCUAGGUGGGAAUCUGUCUGAUUUAGAGUUUGCCAUGGUGGAUUUCAGAAGAUAAAGUUGGAUAGUAGAUCACUUUAGAGGCCACGUCCGAUGGUUGGUUCUGAAUGUGGUGAGGGUCUGUGAACCUCAGAAAGACUUGUAAUUUACUGUUUAAACAGGUAAGUGAAAAUAAAAAUGUGAAAUGGUAGUGUAUGGGUAUGGCUGUGGGCAAGUUGGAGGAAACAGACUCAAAAGAGCUGGAAGAACGAAUUUUAUUGGGCAUGAGCUGAGAGAAGUAAUUUUACUAGGCAACAAACUCCAAAAAGGUAUUAUUGACAUCUGAAUUCUAGGUCAUAGUAACUGCUAUAAAGAUGCUGCAUUUUGAUUA